UAUUAUUGUUACGUGAGCUGUAAUAUAAAUAUUCCGAACGUUUGUCGAUUAUGUCGACAACAACAAUAACAACAAUAACAACAAUAACAACAACAACAACAACAACAACAAUACAUUCGUACGACUCAAUACACAUACGUCGAGCGUAAAUCGCACGUGAAACGUGUGCAAAUCGGUCGCGCGGAAGCACGUCACUGUUGUACUCAAUCCGACCGAGCGGAGGACGAUUGCGAGCGCAGUUAAGCGAAGCCACGACGAACGGCACACGAAGAAUUGACACAUUUCGCCACGGACGCCGAGCGUUCACUUUUACCGGACGACAACACCGCAUCAGCCGCUGUCCGCGAGACACGCGUCGCCGCAACGCCCUGUUCAACCGUGUUCAGCCGUCAAACCGUCCAGUGUCUAACCGCAGCCGAUAGCUACAACAACAUUGCGCUCGAUUCGUCCGCGUUGGUCUCAGGUAAUGAUCAACAAAAUGAAAAUGUUAAAGUUGUCGAAUAUCGAACGCAGAAAAUUAAUGAGACUGAAUAUUAUACGUCAUAGAGAAACACUUUUAAAAUAUUUAGGAAAUAUUGAUGACACAACUUUAAGAAAUAAAAUAAAUAAAUUACAUCCUAGCAAUGUAAUAGAUUCAAAUUUAAUUGAAGAACUUAAACAAGAAUCGCCAGUAAAAGUCGAGGUUAAAGAAGAAGUAAUUUAUGAAGAACAACCGAAACCCAAGAGUGAAGAUGAGAUCUCUGUUGGAUCCAACAAUGAAUGGCAAAGUAUUUGUGAAAGUAAGAUUGAGACUCCUGUUGAAACCAGGAGAUCAAGCCGCUUAGAAUUAGUUAAAAAAGAUGCCCAUCACAGUACACGGCGUGAAGAUUUUGUUUACGAUGUACCACAUGCUAAUGGUAUUAGAUCGAAUCCGAAAAAGAACUGUUCCAAGCGGCAAGUAACUGCGUCCCAAAAAAUUCCUAUUCCUGUUAAAAAGAAUGCUAAGGUCUUACAGUCUAUAAAUAAUCGUGAUAGGUCAUUACAUAAUGCUAAAGAACGAGCGUGUCGACAGAAAAUAUCAAAGUUAUUUGAUAAUCUGAAAAAACAAUGUAGUUACUUGGAAUCCAAUAGGCGCUACCCAUCUAAACACAGUAUACUUAUGGCUUCUAAAAAAGAAUGUGAUUUGUUAAAGAUUUUUGAAAAAAAAUUGACUGUGGAAAUAAAAGAGUUGGCUGAAAUUAAUGCAAAUUUGAAGAAAAAGUUAGAGGAACUAAGUAAUGUAGACCAUUCUAAGAAAUCGAAAAAGUAUAUAAAAUGAGUUUUUAGUCAAAGCUCUAACAUUGAAAAUACUGUGGUAAAUUUUUUCGUUGCAAAUUGAUCCAAUUUUCUGUUUUUGAGUAGUAAUUUAUAAUUUAGUCAACAAUUUUUAUUUGUAAAGAAAUUUAAAUAUUUGUGAAAUAAUAUUUUUUGUAUAAAUUGUAAAUUUAUAUUUCUCAAUUGUAUGUUAUUUACUGUUUGCCAUGGUGUAAUUUAAUAUUAUGUUAAAUAUGAUGCAUAUCAUACAUAUAAUUUUUAAAUAUUGAUUUUAAGAGUGCUAUUUAUUUUGAUAAUAUCUGCAUAAAAUCUUUAUUGACUAAAGUCUAUAAUAUACGAAUUUAUUACAUUAUACAUGUUAUAUCGUUGGAAAAGUAUAUCAUAUAAUAUUAUUUUUAAUAUGCUCAAACUUAUUUUUAAUUUUUUUUGCCCGAUUUGUACAGUUUUUCUCUAUAUGAAUAAAUAUAUUUGUUUUAUUUAA
Sipha flava (yellow sugarcane aphid) is the source of this 1774-nucleotide messenger RNA. RefSeq lists its product as uncharacterized. Gene Ontology annotation, molecular function: protein dimerization activity. The coding region runs from base 467 to 1297 and encodes 276 amino acids. The transcript is spliced from 4 exons. The record is from RefSeq and is a predicted model, not a curated record. Lineage: Eukaryota; Metazoa; Arthropoda; Insecta; Hemiptera; Aphididae.